UUUUCAAAGAUAGUAAUUAAUUUUCCAAUAAAUGAAUAAUCAAAUGGGAAUGAUUGAUUUCCAAAAUCAAAUUGUUCCAAACAACAAUCCUCCUAAUCAGAAUGUAGCACCAAUGCCUCAAUUAACAUUACAAACGCCACAAACUCCAAGCAAUGCUAUUGCUGGAGGACCAAAUCCUAACACAGUUGGAGGAUCAAUGAAUUCUCAACAAAAGGAGUUUAAUGUUUUAUCACUUUGCCGGGUUGGUCAAGAAACUGUUCAGGAUAUACUCUCAAGAUUUCAAGAUAUUUUUGGAAUAUUAAAGAAUCAUCAGCCACCAAAUGGAUUACAAGGAAGUGGACCUAUGUCAUCUGAUAAGCGCCAGAAAAUGCAAGAUCAAUUCAGAACAAUCAGACUUCUUUUUAAACGAUUACGAUUGCUCUAUGACAAAUGUGAUAGUGCUGAAGAAUUCAUUCAAGUUGAAACUCUAAUUCCGUUUUAUGAUGAUGAAAAUAAACCAGACACUGUUCCCGUUCAUUCUGAAGAAUAUGAACGUGCAAUCAUUGAGAACCGUGAAUUAACAGAAGUCCUUGCUCAGAAAAAUCUGCAAUUAAAAGAAAUAAUCGACAAUAUUAGAAGCAUAAUUUGGGAGAUAAAUUCGAUGAUGGCUGCAAGAAAGUCAUAAUUUCAUUGAUUACAACAUUGAGACGUAAUUUAUAAACUUACCCAUUUUUAAGGUUAAAUUUGUUGUAUUUUUUCUAUUUUUUUUAAAGAAACAGCGAAAACUUAUUUAAUAAAGAAAAUUAAAAAUCAAGA
Clunio marinus is the source of this 795-nucleotide messenger RNA. NCBI's taxonomy places the organism in Eukaryota, Metazoa, Arthropoda, Insecta, Diptera, Chironomidae. The record is from the annotation of a GenBank genome assembly.